Zeugodacus cucurbitae (melon fly) is the source of this 4689-nucleotide messenger RNA. RefSeq lists its product as uncharacterized. The transcript is spliced from 2 exons. Gene Ontology annotation, cellular component: nucleus. The record is from RefSeq and is a predicted model, not a curated record. Bases 1324 to 4116 code for a protein of 930 amino acids. Lineage: Eukaryota; Metazoa; Arthropoda; Insecta; Diptera; Tephritidae. Gene Ontology annotation, molecular function: transcription regulator activity.
UGGUAGACUAAGGUACAACGUCGCUCGCACGCACGUUCGUUCGUUCGCUAGCUCGUUUCGUCGUAGUCUCGUCGAACAGAAAAAUAAAUUUUGUGUAAAGCACUAAACACUAUAGUAGCGCCGCCGACACAUUAGCCAAGCUAGUAGUUGUCAAUAGAGUGAUGUGACAACGCGCGUAUAAUUCUCAUUCCAAUAAAAAACGCGCGUACGUGAUUAAAUAAUUUUACAAACAAAUAUUACUAAUAAGCUAUACAACAAAUAAACGUAAAAUAUUUUGCCGAAAAAUCAUUUGUUUCAAGCAAGUAAGCAAAGCAUAAAAGUGUAUAGCCAAAGGUGCAACAAAAAUUCGAAUAAGUAUUUCGAAAAAUUACAAUAAAAAAUUAACAGUUUGAAAAGUGACAUUUUUGGAAUUUCCUAAGCAAAGUGACAGGAGUUUUGCAGAAGACAAGUAAAUUUCCAAAUAAGAAAGAACGAAUAAAUUUCAAAACAAAAAGUUGCCGCACAAAAUACAACACAGCAAACCAGUGACAACAAGGAACUGUGCAAAUAUAAAAUUAAUAAAAAUUUAAAGUAAAUUCCAUUAAAGUAUUACUAUAAGCAACAUCGUGCAUUUUGUACACAACAACAAUUGCAGAAAAAAACGCGCGCUCUACCACAAACAGCGCCGAAUUAUCGAGUCAAAACCAAAGUCAAGUGUAACUAACUGUAGCAAUAAAGCAACACCAACAACACAUUGACAUUUGCCGAAAUAGCAGCAGCAACAACAAGAACAACUAGCGAAGAAACAGUGCAAAUUCCAGAGUUGUUGCAGCAUCUUAACGACUGUGUGUGUAUAUGUAUGCAUGUAUGUGUGACAGCAGAUUUCCUUCCGCAUUGAGAGGUGUAAACAAAGCGGCAACACAACAAGAAGCAGCAAGCAGCAGCACUUCUUGUGGCAAAUACAAUAAGCGCGCAAAACCACGCACAAGUGCAGCAGUAGCAGCAACAACAACAACAGCUAACACUAUCUAGUGACAAGUGGAACACAGAAAGUGUUUAAAAGCGGCUAACAAUUAGAACUAGCAGCAGCAACAAAUAUUAGUAACAAAAUAUCUGCAACAGCAACAAAAAGUAUUACAACAAAGCACUUAAAGCUUAAGAAAAACGCAAUUAUUUUGGCAUAAACUACUAAACUAAGAAAAAUCAUAACUUCAAAUUCCCUGUUUAUGAUUUGUGCCCAAUAAGAGCAACAAGCGCUGAACGUAUUUAAAGGACAGCAGCUAAUUGGAGUAUACGCUAAGAAGACACAGUGGCAACUGUAUAUUUUAUUAACUUCAAACAAUAAUGUGCACUGAGGUUAAUUCAGCAAUGGGUCUACAAGCUACAGCCGCUACCAAGCGGAAACAUGAGAUUACAUUCGAUGGCAAGGAUGCUAAUACAUAUACAAACAGUCCGCCACCAUUGAAGACAGGCAAAUGGUCAAUUAAUAAUAACAACUACAUCGAAGCCAUUGAGGAGCAACAAUUGAAUGGCAACAAUAUUAAAGACACAAACGCCAGUUUGCGUGCACUAACGAAUGGCGCAACAGAGAGCACGAAAAGCACAACAAAUGUGAAUAAUAACAACGGCAUAAAUAGCAAUAGUAAUAGUAUUAAUAGCAAUGGCCUCCACAAUAGUAUUAGCAAUGGUAAAGAAGUUACUAAAAACGCUGAGCACACAAGCGGCACAGCCGCUUCCAACACUAUAGCGUUACCAUCAAUGGUCGCCUCGCUGUUGCCUAUGUCCAGCGAAAUGGCUGCCACAACGCCAUUGCCACCCACCUCCACCACACCCGUACCAGAAGACAGUAUUGCCAAGUUGGAGGAGGUCGCUGCCGUGCCCUGUUGCGAGCCCUGGACUAAUGCUGCGACAGAACCAGUCGACUGCAUUUCCAAAUUGCAGGCUGUCGCCAUGCCGAGUGAUCCGUGGGGCAGCAUUGCGACACGCUCCACUUUGGCGACAACACUGCUCAGCGCCGAUGAGUUAGACGAUGAUGAUGAUGAUUUCGAGGAUGACUAUGAAGAGGAGGAAAGCAUAAUACCAACAUAUUGUCCACUGCGUUAUCAUACUUUUCCACCGCCACCAGCAGCGAAUACGGCGACGCAUCAGCAACAGCGUCUGGGCAGUUAUGCGCCCGCGACGCAUGGUUAUGGCUCUCGUCCCAACUACUACUCCGAGCCAUACCCACAACAGAAUUGUUCACGUACCGGCAGUCCGCAGCAUAUGCGUAUGGCUGGCAGCAAUGGUUUCACGCAAUGGCAGAGCACGUCCGGACCCACUAGUGGCGGUCAGCAGUUUUAUGUGCCACCCGAAGCGGCAUACCCGCCGCCACAGCAACAGACACCGCAACCGCCACAACAACAGCAGACAAUACGUUGCGCUGAGAAUGGUAAAUCAUAUUUGGAGUUGGGCUGCAGCAGUCCGCCGCCCAAUGUGAAUAAUACGCCUGUUGUGCCACCACCGCCUUUCGGAAAUCUACAUGUAGCAGCCGCGAAUCUUGACGCCCGUCAUCCUUUGAAACGCUGCUGUGAUGGCCGUGGUACAUGGUGUAAUACGAAUAAGAAUUGUUACAAGGAUCUGCGUUUGAAGAUACGCAAUCUCUCCAUGUUCAAGUUAUCGCGUUUCCGACAAGUAUCCGAACAGUCCCUCUACCGCUCGGUGCUCAUCUGCAAUACCCUUAAACGCAUCGAUCGCGAAAUCGAAACCGAAGCGAAGGAGAUGCAUCAAGCAGCUGCACAGGCCGCAGCCGCACAACAUCAAUACCAUCAGCAUCUGCACCCGCCGCAUCAUUUGCAACAUCACUUGAGUCCACAACAGCCACCGCAACAACUCUUGGUGCCCCAGCAGCCACAUACCAUGCUGCAUCAACAGCACCAGGACUAUGCGCCGCCUGUGAUGAACUGUGCGCGUCUCUCCAACAUGGACUAUCAGGUGCAACAUCAACCGCCAACGCUACUACAACAACAACCGCCACAGCACUUCACGCAACAUGUACCACACUAUCAGAGUCAACAACCCGAACGGCUCGACACGCCGCCGCCUUAUUUGAGCGGACCUACACAGCACCUACAGAAGCCAGUCACCGGCGGUUUUGCACUCAACAGUAGCGUUGGUAGUAUUAAUGUAAAUAACUGUGAUUCUACGAAUGGCGCAGCGGCAAUACAUCCUUACGACCACUAUCCUUUCCGGGAGUCGCAAUCUGGACGCGCAACUCCAUUUCCCUGCCAACCAGUAAUGUCGCCCGCGCCGUCUUCAACAACACCAACACCGGCAACGACGCAAACACAACUGCACACAGUUUCAACGACAAUGAGUGCGUCAAAUAUAACAACAGCAGCGCCAAUGCAGAACAUAAGCUCCACAGCGGCGUUAACAAGCGCAACCAGUAGCGUAGGUACGGCAUCACAAGUAACUACCGCCGCGACGUCUGUUGCCACCGCCGAUAAUAGUGAUUCUGGUUACGCGGACGACGAUUCAACACGUUCCAUCAACUGGAGUUCGGUGCUUAGUUUGUCAUCACAAUCUGCGUUGGAUCCGCUCAACAACAACGACCUAUUUGCCAUAUUGCCACCCGCGUUAUCGAUAGCCAGCCCAGCCACCGCAACACCGGUGCCCGUAUCAGCUGCUUUAGCAACGAACGCCAGCGCGUCGGACAGCACAACACAAGCAUCGGCUGUUGCUAUCAGUGGCACCUUCACCACCGUGCAAUCAACAUCUGCCUCCAGCACCAGCGCCAGUGCAACAACCACGAGCAGUAGCAGCAGCAGUGCAGCAUACAACACAUGUACCUCUUCAUCGACGGCCACAUUCACCACGCUUUCGACCAUCUCCUCAGCGACGCAUUCGCUCACCUCAUCGUAUGUGAGCAGCAUGAGCGCUAAUGCAGCGGCCGCCUCAGCGUCCUCGACGUGGGAGUACGGUUUUCUUGAUAUGGAAUUCGGUUUGGGCUCAGAAUUCACCGAAUUAGUGCCCAGCUGUAAAUUGAAUUCGGAUGAGCUCUUCAAGAGCAGUCUAACGCCAGUGGUCGCGGCGUCACGUUAUUCCUCCGUGCACGACAAUGAGCUGGAACAACCGGCGCACAUUAUGGUCGGCAGUUAGUAUCAAUUGUAAAGCAGCGAAACAAUGCAGGAGACGUGGUGCCGAGCUUUAUACUACUGUGACGGCGGUACGUACUGCAACGCCAACAGGUGGCCUUGCUGGUGUUUAUGACCGCUAAUGGCGCCGGACGCCUGGUGUCCAUGGAGAACAUGGCAUACGUUGUGGCGAGUAGCGGGUGCGCUAAGCCACUGAGCAGCAAGCAGCGGAAACACUUAACAGCCGAAAAUAUGUUAAGAUACAUUGUAUAUGUACAUAACUUCCAUGUGGGAGUGAGCGCAGCGCUCUGACGCUCUUUCACUAGCAUACAUGCAUAUGUAUUUGUUAGAUUUGUACAACCAUAUAUGCUACUUUGUAUUAAAAAUUUGACUGCAAGUUAAAUUAAUUCUCUUAAGUGUAUAAUGGUCAGGUUGUGAACUUUUUGUUUCGAAACUGUAUAAAAACUGUAUGUGCAGCAAGUAGCACACAAAGCAGCAGCUAAGGCGCAUAGUUUGAAUAGAAAUUAUCUUCUUUUGUCAUAAAAUGUACUUAUUUGUGAAUUUAAAAUACUUAAUACAGAAGCAGAAUUGUACUUAA